AUGCCGAGGAGGAAGCAGCAGGCGCCCCGGCGCGCAGCAGCCUAUGUUUCCGAUGAGUUAAAGGCUGCCGCCCUGGCAGAUGAAGACAUAGAUCCAGAAGAGAGCCCUGCAGAUGGAGAGCCUUCGGCUAAGUACAUGUGCCCGGACAAGGAGCUCAGCAAGACCUGCCCCAGCUACCAGAACUCCCCGGCGGCCGAGUUUUCCAGCCAUGAGCUGGACAGCGAGUCCCACAUCAGUGAGACCAGUGACCGGAUGGCCGACUUUGAAAGUGGCUCCAUCAAGAACGAAGAGGAGACCAAGGAGGUGAGCAUCCCGCCAGAAGACACGACCGUGUCCGACAGCCUGGAGCAGAUGAAGGCCGUGUACAACAACUUCCUCUCCAACUCCUACUGGUCCAACCUCACCCUCAACCUGCACCAGCCGUCCUCGGAGAAGAACAACGGGAGCAGCAGCAGCAGCAGCAGUAGCAGCAGCAGCUGCGGCAGCGGGAGCUUCGACUGGCACCAGAGCGCCAUGGCCAAGACGCUGCAGCAGGUGUCCCAGAGCCGCCUGCUGCCCGAGCCCAGCCUCUUCAGCACCGUGCAGCUGUACCGGCAGAGCAGCAAGCUCUACGGCUCCAUCUUCACCGGGGCCAGCAAGUUCCGCUGCAAGGACUGCAGCGCCGCCUACGACACCCUGGUGGAGCUGACGGUGCACAUGAACGAGACGGGGCACUACCGCGACGACAACCACGAGACCGACAACAACAACCCCAAGCGCUGGUCCAAGCCCCGCAAACGCUCGCUGCUGGAAAUGGAAGGCAAGGAGGAUGCCCAGAAGGUGUUGAAGUGCAUGUACUGCGGCCACUCAUUCGAGUCCCUCCAGGACUUGAGUGUCCAUAUGAUCAAAACGAAACACUACCAAAAAGUGCCUCUGAAGGAACCCGUCACUCCUGUGGCAGCCAAAAUCAUCCCAGCCGCUCGGAAGAAGGCCUCGCUGGAGCUGGAGCUGCCCAGCUCCCCGGAUUCCACUGGCGGCACCCCCAAAGCUGCCAUGGCGGACACGAACGACGCACUUCAGAAGAACUCCAACCCGUACAUCACGCCAAAUAACCGCUAUGGCCACCAGAACGGGGCCAGCUACGCCUGGCACUUCGAGGCCCGCAAGUCCCAGAUCCUCAAGUGCAUGGAGUGCGGCAGCUCGCAUGACACGCUGCAGGAGCUCACGGCCCACAUGAUGGUGACCGGCCACUUCAUCAAGGUCACCAACUCGGCCAUGAAGAAGGGGAAGCCCAUCAUGGAGACGCCUGUCACGCCCAGCAUCACCACCCUGCUGGACGAGAAGGUGCAGUCCGUGCCCCUGGCUGCCACCACCUUCACGUCCCCCUCCAACACGCCUGCCAGCAUCUCCCCAAAACUGAACGUGGAGGUCAAGAAGGAAGCCGACAAGGAGAAAGCUGUCCUUGAAGAAAAGCCCAAGGAAAAGGAGAAGGCCUGUGAGGAGGAGGAGAAGUAUGAUAUCUCUUCCAAGUACCACUAUUUGACUGAGAACGAUCUCGAAGAGAGCCCCAAGGGCGGGCUCGAUAUCCUCAAGUCCCUAGAAAACACAGUCACGUCGGCCAUCAACAAGGCCCAGAAUGGCACCCCCAGCUGGGGUGGCUACCCCAGCAUCCACGCCGCCUACCAGCUCCCCAACAUGAUGAAGCUGUCUCUGGGCUCCGCGGGGAAAAGCGCACCCCUGAAGCCCAUGUUUGGCAACAGCGACAUCGUGUCCCCCACGAAGAACCAGACCCUGAUCACUCCACCCAGCAGCCAGACCUCCCCCAUGCCCAAGACAAACUUUCACGCCAUGGAGGAGCUGGUGAAAAAAGUCACCGAGAAAGUUGCCAAAGUCGAGGAGAAAAUGAAAGAGCCCGAGGGCAAACUUUCUCCACCCAAGCGGGCCACCCCGUCCCCGUGCAGCAGCGACAUCAGCGAGCCCAUCAAGAUGGAGGCGUCCAGCGACGGGGGCUUCAAAAGCCAGGAGGACAGCCCCAGCCCCCAGCGGGACGGCUGCAAGGAGGGGAGCCCCCUGGCAGAGCCGGUGGAGAACGGCAAGGACCUGGUAAAGCCCAUGAGCAGUGGCCUGAGCAGCAGCACAACCAUCAUCACCGACCACCCACCUGAGCAGCCUUUUGUUAACCCUCUGAGCGCCCUGCAGUCGGUGAUGAACAUCCACCUGGGCAAGGCCGCCAAGCCCUCCCUGCCUGCCCUCGACCCCAUGAGCAUGCUUUUCAAGAUGAGCAACAGCCUGGCCGAGAAGGCGGCGGUGGCUACCCCACCACCCUUGCAGUCCAAGAAGGUGGACCACCUGGACCGCUAUUUCUACCACGUCAACAACGACCAGCCCAUAGACUUGACGAAAGGCAAGAGUGACAAAGGCUGCUCUUUGGGUUCAGUGCUUUUGUCGCCCACGUCCGCAUCCCCGGCAACCUCCUCAUCCACCGUGACAACGGCGAAGACAUCUGCCGUCGUAUCAUUCAUGUCAAACUCGCCGCUACGCGAGAAUGCCUUGUCAGAUAUAUCCGAUAUGCUGAAGAACUUGACAGAGAGCCACACGUCAAAGUCCUCCACCCCUUCCAGCAUCUCUGAGAAGUCUGACAUUGAUGGGGCCACCCUGGAGGAGGCCGAGGAGGCGACGCCCGCGCAGAAGAGGAAGGGCCGCCAGUCAAACUGGAACCCGCAGCACCUGCUCAUCCUCCAGGCGCAGUUCGCAGCCAGCCUCCGGCAGACCUCGGAGGGCAAGUACAUCAUGUCGGACCUGAGCCCCCAGGAGCGCAUGCACAUCUCCAGGUUCACUGGGCUCUCCAUGACCACCAUCAGCCACUGGCUGGCCAACGUCAAGUACCAGCUGCGAAGGACAGGUGGGACAAAGUUCCUCAAAAACUUGGACACCGGCCACCCUGUGUUCUUUUGUAAUGACUGCGCGUCACAAAUCAGGACUCCCUCCACGUACAUUAGCCACCUCGAGUCACACCUGGGCUUCCGGCUACGGGAUUUGUCGAAACUGUCCACUGAACAGAUUAACAAUCAGAUAGCACAAACCAAGUCACCAUCAGAAAAACUGGUGACGUCCUCCCCCGAGGAGGACCUGGGGACCUCCUACCAGUGCAAACUUUGCAAUCGGACCUUUGCAAGCAAGCAUGCGGUUAAACUUCACCUCAGCAAAACACAUGGGAAGUCCCCUGAGGACCACCUUCUGUAUGUUUCUGAGUUAGAGAAACAGUAG
Rangifer tarandus platyrhynchus (Svalbard reindeer) is the source of this 3246-nucleotide messenger RNA. Lineage: Eukaryota; Metazoa; Chordata; Mammalia; Artiodactyla; Cervidae. The record is from the annotation of a GenBank genome assembly.